AUGGUUUCUCCGGACACAGAUUCUCCCACUAUGGUUACUGGAACUAGCUCCUACAACUACUCCAACAACUCUUCCUUCCAGAGGAAGUUUGUGGGUGUAGUGAAGUCCAAAAUCGACGAGCUGAUUUCUAAGAAGCUGGACUUGGACGUCACGAUGGCAUCCUGCAACACAUUCCGAAUCGUGGAUCUCGGAUGUGCCAUUGGACCCAACACAUUCUUCAAUGUCCAAGACAUAAUCCAAUAA
Molecule: messenger RNA, 243 nt
Organism: Linum tenue
Lineage: Eukaryota; Viridiplantae; Streptophyta; Magnoliopsida; Malpighiales; Linaceae
Source: the annotation of a GenBank genome assembly